This is a messenger RNA of Lycium barbarum (goji berry), 801 nucleotides long. RefSeq lists its product as uncharacterized. Lineage: Eukaryota; Viridiplantae; Streptophyta; Magnoliopsida; Solanales; Solanaceae. The transcript has 2 exons. The record is from RefSeq and is a predicted model, not a curated record. The coding region runs from base 1 to 801 and encodes 266 amino acids.
AUGCUGCCAAAUGAAGUUGAGCCCAUUUUGAUCAAGAAAUUUGGUAAAACAUUGUCCAAAUGGGCAAUGAGUUGGUACUCGUUGUUUCUAGAGCAUUCAAUCCAUUCUUUUGAGAUGCUCGCGGAUGCCUUUAUCAAAGCACAUGAUGGAUCAAAUAAGGUGUCAACAAGGAAAGCGGAUAUAUUUAAAAUUUCCCAAGGCGAUGAGGAAUUGCUUCGUGAAUUCGUUAUAAGAUUCCAAAAGGAACAAAUGUUACUGCCGGCUGUUCCGGACGAAUGCGCAGUAGAGGCAUUUGCCAAAGGAUUGAAACGUAAAACUUCUAGUGCCUUGUUGAAAUUAAAAGAAAACCUGCCAAGAAGGAAUGCUGAUUACAAUUCCAUAUUUGGUAAAGAUAGAUAUCAGUCGUAUAGUCAGCAGGAAAGGCCUCGCUCAAGGCCAGAACGAAAUCGGAAUAAUCAGUAUGAAAGACCCGUUUCUGAUAGGAAGGGUGAUUCAGGUCAAAAUAGACGAGGACUGCAGCCCAAGACAACAACAGUUGAUUCUGUGACAAGCAGAACAGAAAAUCCAAGAUUUUCAGAGUACAACUUUAAUAUUGAUUUGGUGGGAUUGGUUGCGGCGAUAAAUAAGAUCGAUGGCGUGAAACGACCCAGACCAAUGAGGUCGGAUCUAAGCCAGAGAGACAUCAGAUUGUUUUAUGACUAUCAUGGAACCCAUGGGCAUCGAACGGAUGACUGUCGAUACCGCAGGGACGAGGUAGCAAGGUUGUUGAAAGGACGGUCACUUACGAGAGUUCUUGAGUGA